AUGGGGCAAUGGUUUCACGCAAUAAAUCGAACACGAAUUGCUUUCCUGACAAUGUUACUGCUUUCUACUGGAAUAAUUUGUCUGGAACGAUGUCCUGUAGAGUGUUACUGUCUUGAUACGCAUGUUGAUUGUAGCCAUCGAAGUUUAAUUGAGAUACCAUCUUUGAUACCAUCAUGGGUGACCACGUUGGAAUUGCAAGGGAAUUACAUUGAAAAGAUUUCGCCUACCGCUUUCAUUGGAUUGGAUAAUCUCAUCUCUCUGGAUCUUAGUGAAAAUCGGAUUGGUGGUUUCUCCCGUCUUGUUUUGACACACACACCUCAACUUGAAACACUGCAUUUACACUUUUUCAGUUUGUUACGGAAGAAUCGGUUGACUUCUAUACCGCUAGGAAUCGAGUCUCUGACUAAUUUACGUAGGAUCGAUCUCAAAGCCAAUAACAUUUCUCAAAUAACAACGAUUGAUGUAUCCCGAAUCGUCACCAUUGAUAUAGUAGACUUGGGUCGCAAUACUAUACGGGACUUUCCACGCUUGCAUGUACUUAGUUCUAGCGCUUCAAAAGUCUCAAAAUUAGACCUAAGUAAUAACAUAAUAUCAACAUUGCGCUCUGAUACGUUCGUGGCUUUGAGGUCACUUCGUGUUUUGAGAUUGUCUCGCAACAAAAUAGAAAACAUCGAGAAAGACGCUUUUCAAGGACUUUUUGCGCUUCGGUUUUUAGAUCUGAGUCGCAAUCGUAUUUCCAUUUUGCAUGCGCUAACAUUCAGCUCGCUUACAUCACUCCAAAAUUUGUCACUUGCUCGAAAUUUGAUGGGCACCCUUGAAGACGGAGCUUUUUGGGGCUUGGAUCAGCUGCAGCGUUUAAAUGUUGCAGAAAAUCAGCUGAAAACAGUCAAUAGUGGUUGGCUGUAUGGAAUGCGUUCGCUAACAGCUCUGUAUCCUUUAUAUUUUAUGUGCUUAAAUGACCUAAGUGCAAAUGACAUAGCAUGGAUAGACUCUUCGGCAUGGUCUCUUUGCUCCUCUCUUCGUUGGCUUGAUUUAUCAUCUAAUCGCCUUCGCGCACUUCCUUCACUGCUCUUCAAAAAGCUUUCACGACUGGAAUAUCUUUCUCUAGCUAAUAAUCAAAUUGAUACAAUACAUCGGAACGCUAUGCGUGAUCUGGAUAGAUUGAAUUAUCUUGAUCUUUCUGGAAAUGGAUUGGCUAUGUGUGUUGAAGAUGAGUCAGUUCUUGCAAAUACUUCUCUGCCAAGGUUGCAAACUCUUAAAUUUGCUUCCAAUCGAGUUCGAACAAUCCCAGCGCGUGCAUUCGAAAAUUUUCCAUCGUUACAAGUUUUGGAUUUGACUGAUAAUCCUAUUUCUAGCAUUCAGACUGGGGCAUUUGAAUCACUGCAUUUAAAACGACUUUUCAUUAAUACAUCCUUCCUUGUAUGUGACUGUGAGGUAAGAUGGUUCUCCCACUGGUUGUUGUUGUCCAAACUUGAUCGUAAAACUGUGAAAAUGUCAUGUUCUUAUCCGACACUUUUGCAUGGUACUGAUAUCGCUUUAAUUGAUGAUGCGAAUCUGACAUGUGUCGAUGAUUCACCACGUCCACGGUUACUAAAUCACCCGGACCCGCUGAUCAAAGUGUUACUGGGGAAUGAUGUUAAAUUAAACUGCACUGGUUAUGGUGCUGCACCAUUAGAUAUAAAAUGGAAGGUUAUUCGUGAUGGACGAUUUCGUCUCUUAUCUCACGAUGCUAUGACAAAUUUAUUUUAUAAUCGUUCUUCUGUCAUUAAUAGUACAGUUACAGGACUUACAAUGGAAUAUCUUUUUAGUGAACUGCAACUCAGUAACUCUGACUUUAGUGAUCAGGCGGAAUAUCAGUGCAUUGUACGCAAUCAUUACGGUUCAGCUCAUUCUUUGAAAGUGAAAUUAAUGGUCUUGCAAAAGCCACAAAUUGAUUAUUCACCAUCAAACAUAUCAAUUGUUCAGGGUGGUAUUGCGAGAUUAAAAUGUGUUGCACAAGGUGUUCCAACACCAGAUGUUAAAUGGAUAAAAGAUGAUGGCAGUUCAUUUCCGGCUGCGCUAGAAAGACGCUUGCACGUGAAAGCAAAUGAUGACAAUUUGUAUCUAGUUAAUGUAUCAUCAGUAGAUACGGGUAUUUAUACGUGUCAUGUGAGCAAUGAGGCGGGGCAUGUGGAAAGUUCUGCACAUGUUUUCGUUUAUGAUAACAAAUUGUGGCCACAGCUUGAAGAUCGGAAAGUACGUACUGGAGCUACUGUGAUAUUCAAUUGUUCAGUCAAAGGAAACUUUAAUGUUUCGGUACAGUGGUUACUUAACAGUCGUGUAAUAGAUCCUACUACGGCUCCUUCACGUUUAACUUUCAAAGGUGCCAAUCAGUUAUUGGUGCUUAGUCAGGCACGAGCUUCGGAUAGUGGAGUUUAUGCUUGUGAAUUUAAAGUGGGUAAUGAGGUUCUUUCGCGGGUGUCUUCAACAUUAGUUGUUGAAAAUGGUGAUGGAGAGAAUUGGAAUAAGAAACGUGAAGAUAAUGACAGUGAAGUUGAUAGAACGUUACAGUACUCAAUUGCUGCGUGUUUUGUUACCUUAUUUAUUUUAACUACUGGGCUAUGUUGUAUGAUUUACGCGAUGAAGCAAAAAGAGCGGUAUUCUUCAGUGAAGAGCGAUUCGGCCACGACUAUUGCUGAAAGAUCUACCAUUGAAAGAGAACAAUCUGUGUUGGCAGAAAGAGUGCAAGUAUGCCUUGUCGCUUAA
Messenger RNA from Thelazia callipaeda (thelaziosis nematode), 2745 nucleotides. Lineage: Eukaryota; Metazoa; Nematoda; Chromadorea; Rhabditida; Thelaziidae. The record is from the annotation of a GenBank genome assembly.